Messenger RNA from Python bivittatus (Burmese python), 2543 nucleotides. It is a transcript of the gene CYP27A1, whose product is annotated as cytochrome P450 family 27 subfamily A member 1. Lineage: Eukaryota; Metazoa; Chordata; Lepidosauria; Squamata; Pythonidae. Gene Ontology annotation, cellular component: mitochondrial inner membrane. The record is from RefSeq and is a predicted model, not a curated record. Gene Ontology annotation, biological process: C21-steroid hormone biosynthetic process; cellular response to peptide hormone stimulus; cholesterol metabolic process. Gene Ontology annotation, molecular function: oxidoreductase activity, acting on paired donors, with incorporation or reduction of molecular oxygen; monooxygenase activity; iron ion binding.
CAGUUCCCUUCUGCUCGGACUCUCGGAGCAAACUCCGGAGCCCCGCAUUCCAGUAGCGAAUCUUCUGCAACUGGUAGAACAGGACGUCGUAAUUCAAAACCACUCAAUCCAGUCGCGCUAUGGUGAAGUGGAGCGGCUUUGCUGGGAGACUGGGGCGCUGCCUGCGGUCGCAGUCCGGAGCUCCCAGCCCCGCUCCCCUUCGGCGGGGUACUUCCAGUGCUACAGAGGCAGCUUCGGCCUCCCUGCAUGAAGAGCGGCUGAAGAGGCCGGAGGAGUUGCCCGGGACGGGGGCACUUGGGACCCUCUACUGGAUCUUCGUGAGGGGCUACUUGCUACACACGCACCACCUACAGAUCAUGUUCAAGAAAAUGUAUGGCCCCAUAUGGAAGUCCGUUGGUGGUCCUUAUCUUAAUAUUAAUAUUGGAAGUCCUGAAAUCUUAGAGGAGCUGUUACGUCAGGAGGGAAAAUACCCCAUACGGAGUGACAUGGUCCUUUGGAAGGAACAUCGAGACAAACGGCAUUUAUCCUAUGGCCCUUUCACUGAGGAUGGAGAAAGGUGGCACCGCCUACGGCAGGUGUUGAACAAGAGGAUGCUCAAGCCUUCAGAGGCUGUGCUAUAUGCAGAUGCCAUCAAUGAAGUGGUGUCUGAUCUGAUAGUGCACCUUGAAGAGGAGAGAAGAAAAAGCUCCUCAGGAGUAAAAGUUGAAGACAUGGCCAACCUAUUCUACCGAUUCACCUUAGAAGGUAUCUCCUAUAUUCUCUUUGAGACCCGCAUUGGCUGUCUGGAGAAACAGAUCCCCAAUGAAACAAAAAAAUUCAUUGAUGCUAUUGGACUUAUGUUCAAGAAUUCUGUCUUUGUCACCUUCCUACCCAAGUGGAGUCGGGACAUGCUGCCUUUCUGGAACCGUUACCUACAAGGCUGGGAUACUAUCUUUGCCUUUGGGAAAAAACUGAUUGAUCAGAAGAUGGUGGAUUUAGAGAAGCGUCUGGAGCAGGGUGAGGAAGUUUCAGGAUACUUGACAUACCUCCUUACCAGUGGGCGGCUUAGUAAUGAAGAGAUACAUGGAAGCAUAACUGAGCUGCUAUUGGCUGGUGUUGACACGACAUCCAAUACUCUGUCUUGGACUCUGUACCAUCUGGCUAGAAACCCAGACAUCCAGGAAGCCUUAUACCAGGAGGUAGCCAAUGUAAUACCCAAAGACCAAAUCCCUGGAGCCAAGGACAUCACCAAGAUGCCACUGCUUAAGGCGAUAGUCAAGGAGACUCUCAGGCUUUAUCCUGUGGUCCCCACCAAUGCACGAAUUAUCGCAGAGAAGGAGGUUGUCAUUCAAGGAUACAAGUUCCCAAAGGAUACCCUCUUUGUCCUGGCCCACUAUGCCAUCUCCCAUGAUGAGGCCAACUUUCCAGAGCCAGACUGCUUCCUGCCACGCCGCUGGCUGCGGGACCAGAGAGAGAUGCCUCAUCACCCCUUCAGUUCCAUUCCCUUUGGUUAUGGAGUACGUGCCUGUGUGGGGCGUCGCAUUGCUGAACUUGAAAUGCAUCUGGCUCUUGCCAGGAUUAUCCAGAAGUUCUUGAUCAGACCAGACCCACAGUGCACUGAAGUGAAGCCUCUUGCCCGUAUUGUGCUGGUGCCAGACAAGCCCAUUAACCUGGAUUUCCUUGACCGACAGACAAUGCCUUAAAGAGAUCAUGCUUUAUUCAGCCUGAGAGUCUGCAGAGAUUUGGAGAAUCAGCUCUGGGAUUGCAUUGUGUCCUGGCUGGUCUACUGGCACCAUGCUUGAGGCACUCCACCCUUCAGGCAGGAUUCAGUCUAAAGGGUGUCCCUACAACCCAUACAAGUGGAUUUUCUAUACACAGUUCACCAAAAACAUUUCUAUACACAGUUCACUGUUCGCAGCCUUGCAGGCUUCUACCAGGAGUACACCCAUAUGGUUGAUUUCCAGCUUCCCACUUCCCCAUUCCUGAGCUUCCAAUAAUCAGUCAAGAUUAGAAGUAUAGUAACUUGCUUCAGUGAAUUAAAACCCUUAUUUUGAUGGGAGAAGGCCUUCAUGCAUUCAGUUCUACACGCCUCCUCCUUUCAGAGAUGUGUAUACCUGAUGCAUGACUGCUGUUGUUGCCACAUCAUUCCUCACAUGUUGGAAAAUGAUGUAAUCCUCCUUUAAAUGAUACUAAUCUAAUUACUCCAACUGGGGAGUAACUUGAGCAGAGACUGGGACUGUGCCAUGAAACUCCAUCUCAAACAGUGGGAGAAUAACUCCUUCCCUGGAUUUUGUGCACUGAGCACAAACUUCUCAAGGGAAGAAACCUUCACACAUACAGCUAAGGUUUUCUCCUUGUAUACAUUCAUGCUCCAUAUAUUAGUGCCACCUCAUACAUCAUGCAGUAUCUUUGAAGACUACCAGUGAUCCCUGGAGAAAUUGGGAAAUCACUGUUUUAGAGGAUGCUCAAAUAGGGCUGUGUUUCUUAUCCGUUGCUUCAUUAAUGCAGUUACAGUACUUGGUGCAUUUGUUUUAACAAAAAAUAAAUAAGUAAAUAGAAAGGAA